UUCUGGUUCUGGUCUUUGUGGUGUAUAAUCGUCGACGUGAGGCACAUAUCAAAUAUCCUGGUCCAGAUGAUGAUGUACGCGAAAAUAUCAUUAACUAUGAUGAUGAGGGUGGCGGUGAAGAUGAUAUGACGGCAUUCGAUAUUACACCAUUGCAAAUACCCAUCGGUGGACCAAUGCCGCCAGAAUUGGCCACCAUGAAAAUGCCAAUUAUGUAUCCUGUUAUGACAUUAAUGCCCGGCCAGGAGCCAAAUGUUGGCAUGUUCAUCGAAGAACAUAAAAAGCGUGCCGAUGGUGAUCCAAAUGCACCGCCCUUCGACGAUUUGCGUAACUAUGCAUAUGAGGGUGGCGGCAGUACAGCCGGUUCGUUGAGUUCUUUGGCAUCAGGAACCGAUGAUGAAUGCCAGGAAUAUGAUUACCUGGGUGCAUGGGGUCCACGUUUUGAUAAAUUGGCCAAUAUGUAUGGACCCGAGGCCAACAAUCACACCGAUUUAGAAUU
Messenger RNA from Musca vetustissima, 496 nucleotides. Its product is annotated as neural-cadherin-like. Gene Ontology annotation, biological process: cell morphogenesis; multicellular organism development; adherens junction organization. Gene Ontology annotation, molecular function: calcium ion binding; cadherin binding. The record is from RefSeq and is a predicted model, not a curated record. The annotation marks the transcript as partial. Gene Ontology annotation, cellular component: adherens junction; catenin complex. The transcript has 3 exons. NCBI's taxonomy places the organism in Eukaryota, Metazoa, Arthropoda, Insecta, Diptera, Muscidae.